Messenger RNA from Microtus ochrogaster (prairie vole), 1313 nucleotides. RefSeq names its product interleukin 1 receptor antagonist (gene Il1rn). Lineage: Eukaryota; Metazoa; Chordata; Mammalia; Rodentia; Cricetidae. The record is from RefSeq and is a predicted model, not a curated record. Gene Ontology annotation, biological process: inflammatory response to antigenic stimulus; negative regulation of interleukin-1-mediated signaling pathway. Gene Ontology annotation, molecular function: interleukin-1 receptor antagonist activity; cytokine activity; interleukin-1 receptor binding.
ACAGGGGGGACGGAAUGACAGCAGCACGGGCCGGUGAAUGACUACUUUCUUUAUAAGCAACCACCCUGAGCCUGAAAUGGCAGUCUCUGGUCUCUGCUGCCUUGCUGUGGCCUCAGGAUGGAACUCUGCAGCAGACGGUACCGUCACUUAAUCUCUCUCCUUCUCUUCCUUCUAUGUCAUUCAGAAGCAGCCUGCCGCCCUUCUAGGAGAAGACCCUGCAAGAUGCAAGCUUUCAGAAUCUGGGAUAUUAACCAGAAGACCUUCUAUCUGAGGAAUAACCAACUCAUUGCUGGCUACUUACAAGGACCAAAUACUAAAUUAGAAGAGAAGAUAGACAUGGUGACUACCGACCUUCAAAAUGUGUUCUUGGGGAUCCACGGCGGGAAGCUGUGUCUGUCCUGUAUCAAGUCUGGAGACGACAUCAAGCUCCAGCUGGAGGAAGUUAACAUCACCGAUCUGAGCAUGAGCAAGGAGCAAGACAAGCGCUUCACCUUCAUCCGCUCCGAGAAAGGCCCCACCACCAGCUUUGAGUCAGCCGCCUGUCGAGGCUGGUUCCUCUGCACAGCACUAGAGGCUGACCGGCCGGUCAGCCUCACCAACACACCCGAAGAACCCCUUACAGUCACCAAGUUCUACUUCCAGGAGGACCAGUAGUGCUGCCCAGAUCUAGCCUCCUCCACUCCCAGGCCAUCGAUGACUCCACCAACUGUCUUCUUACUCUGGGCAUCGCUAGGGUCUGAAGAGCAACUUUUGCAGGCUGCAUGAUAGUAAGAUAUAGAAGAGUCCUGAUGCCAGAUUUCUGCCUCCACCCUGCUAGCUGACCCAACCCCCAUGAUGCUUUCAGGAUUAUCCUUCAGAUUGGAUCAUGGCAGGCCCUCGUUCGAAACCCUCUCUUGUUGCCUUUGCCCUCUGAGUGGAUCCUAGGCCGCUUGCUUGACCUAGGUGCCUUCUGCUCCCCACACUUUUCCCUUCUUCCAUUGUCCUACAUGUCCACAGCCCAGACCAAUCAAGUCCCUUAACAACACCCACGGCAUGACUCCCUUACCCUGUUGGAUAAGCCUGUGCUGGUCUAUGGAGAAGGUUUUAAUUCUCCUUGGUGUUCAUUUGGGUUUGGGUGCUUGGAAUGAAACCCACCAGGGCCUCGUGUAUGUGCCCUACCACCAGGCUAUGCUCCCAGCUCACAGAGAAGUUUGAAAGGAUCCAGAAAACAGAAAUUAAGGAUCUCCUGGUUAUUUUAUUAGACCAGCCUUAUUCCAUCUGGGGAGAGUCCUACUUUAAGAGGUAUCCUUUCUGAGAGGAGCUGGGGCUCAGCU